This is a messenger RNA of Hibiscus syriacus, 3983 nucleotides long. Its product is annotated as DEAD-box ATP-dependent RNA helicase 46-like. NCBI's taxonomy places the organism in Eukaryota, Viridiplantae, Streptophyta, Magnoliopsida, Malvales, Malvaceae. Gene Ontology annotation, cellular component: nucleus; ribonucleoprotein complex; cytoplasm. Gene Ontology annotation, molecular function: ATP binding; RNA helicase activity; RNA binding. Bases 118 to 3606 code for a protein of 1162 amino acids. The record is from RefSeq and is a predicted model, not a curated record. The transcript is spliced from 8 exons.
ACAUAGCUCGCCGUCAAAAAAGCCUCGUCUUUCUCUUCCUCCUAUUUUAUCCUCUCUUCCCAAACCCCUCUUCCCUUCUGUCUCCGACGCACCUGGAAAUCGAAUUGGAUUGGAGAAAUGACGAGUGCAGAAGCGGGGGCGGCGACUCUUGGCCCACGAUAUGCGCCUGAUGAUCCUACUCUUCCGAAAUCUUGGAAGGGGCUGAUUGAUGGAAGCACUGGCCUUAUGUAUUACUGGAAUCCUGAGACUAAUGUUACCCAGUAUGAGAGGCCUACUGUUAAGCCUCCAUCCUUGCCACUUGGCCCUCCUCCAGUUUCCACACCUAAGCUAGCUCCAAUCCCGGCUGCCCACUCAGCACAGCCUAAUGGCGCGGCAGCACAGAUGGGCCAAAUACAAGUUCCCCAGGGUGCGCAACAGCAGGGACAGCAAAUGAGCCAAUUAACUCAACAACAAGGACAAAUAAUGGGGCAGCAACCGGGUUCAAUGGCAGCACAGGUUUCUGAUCAGCAUGGGUCACAACAACCAGGUCCUCAAAUGGGACAGCAUGGGCAGUUUAUUGCACAGAAGAAUAUACCACAAACAAUGCAGCAUCCAAAUCAGCAAAUGAUGAAUCAAAUAGGACAGCAGACGAUGCAACACCAAAACUCACAAAUGGGACAACCGCGAGGACAUCAAUAUGCACAUCAGCAUUUGCAGUAUAUGGGACAUCAACAAAGUGUGCUUCCACAGGGGCAACAAAGUUCUCAGCAGUUGGCUCCUCAUGGUGCUCAACCCCAGGGUCAGCAAUAUCCAAAUCAAGAAGAUUAUAAAGCAGCAGGUCCCAGAAAAGAAGAUGUUGAUUUUCAGCUAGGGAACCAAACUGGAUUUUCUCCUGCUCAAUUUCAACAGAUGGGCAAUUCUUCUCAGAAUCAGUCUGCUGGAACUAAUUCAGUUCCGAUGCCACAGCCAGGUUAUAAUUUGGGUCAAGCACAGCAGUUUACUGGCUCCUCCAUCAAUAUGCCUCCACCAACCUCUAUUGGUCAGUCACAGCAAACUGGAACAGAUUUGGUUCAGCGGCAACAGGGUCAUAGGUUUCAGAAUCAGAUGGGCCCAUCCAUGAUACAGACUAGUAUGCCUCCUCCUGCCUUAAACACUAGUUAUGAAGAUAAACUACAUGGCAGAUCUGGAAAUGAUUACUACUUCAAUAGUGGCAAAGAUGGGCCAAUGAUGGGUCCACGGCAGCCCUUACUUUCAGCUAUACCCAGAGAGACGUGGGCGAGUGGUCUGCCACCUCAAAAUGCCAUACCUGGUCAUGGUGGGGGAUUCAAUCCUAUCGGAGGUCAUGGAGUGCAUAACAUGUAUGGUCAUACUGGUCCACCUUUUCCAAAUAAUUCCUUGACGAGGCCCCCAUUUGUUCCAUCCGUGGAUACUAGUAAUAUGUCUCCAGCUGAAGCAUACUGCAAACAACAUGAAGUCACGGCAACGGGAGACAGUGUUCCGGCACCAUUCAUUAGGUUUGAAGAUACUGGUUUCCCUCCAGAGAUACUGAGAGAGAUUCAUUCUGCUGGGUUUUCAUCCCCCACCCCAAUACAAGCACAGACAUGGCCCAUUGCACUACAAAGUCGGGACAUUGUGGCAAUUGCCAAAACUGGUUCUGGUAAAACAUUGGGCUACUUGAUUCCCGCUUUCAUGCUUUUGAGGCAGCGGCGCAACAACUCUCUGAAGGGCCCAACAGUGUUGGUUUUGGCUCCAACCCGGGAGCUCGCUACACAAAUACAAGUAGAGGUCAUCAAAUUUGGCCAAUCUUCAAGAGUAUCUUCCACGUGUUUGUAUGGUGGAGCUCCGAAGGCUAAUCAGUUGAAAGAGUUAGAUCGAGGAGCCGAUAUUGUUGUGGCAACUCCUGGUCGGCUGAAUGACAUCCUUGAAAUGAAAAAAAUUGAGUUUGGGCAGGUGUCACUCCUUGUUCUUGAUGAAGCAGAUCGAAUGCUUGACAUGGGUUUUGAGCCCCAAAUCCGCAAGAUUGUUAAUGAGAUACCUCCUCGCAGACAAACCCUGAUGUACACAGCAACGUGGCCCAAAGAAGUUAGAAAAAUAGCAGCUGACCUUCUUGUCAAUCCUGUCCAGGUGAACAUUGGCAGUGUUGAUGAGCUUGCUGCCAAUAAGUCUAUCACCCAGUAUGUUGAGGUUGUCCCCCAGAUGGAAAAAGAGAGGCGCCUGGGGCAGAUUCUCCAAGCUCAAGAACGUGGUUCAAAGGUUAUUAUUUUUUGCUCCACUAAGAGGUUGUGUGACCAGCUCGCUCGUAGUCUUGGACGCAACUUUGGAGCUGUUGCAUUUCAUGGGGAUAAAUCUCAGACCGAAAGGGACUGGGUCUUGAGUCAGUUCCGAAGUGGGAAAUCCCCAAUAUUAGUUGCCACUGAUGUUGCUGCCCGUGGGCUUGACAUCAAAGAUAUAAGGGUGGUUAUCAAUUUUGAUUUCCCUACUGGCAUUGAGGAUUAUGUUCACCGAAUUGGAAGAACUGGAAGAGCUGGCGCAACUGGAGUGUCUUUCACCUUUUUCUCUGAGCAGGACUGGAAGUAUGCCCCCGACUUGAUUCAAGUUCUGGAGAGAGCAAACCAGCAUGUGCCUCCUGAGGUGCGAGAGAUAGCUUCGCAUGGUGGGCCUGGUUUUGGGAAGUAUCAAGGUGGAAUGAAUAGAUUUAAUUCUGGUGGUAGUGGUGGGCGCUGGGACAAUGGAGGCCGUGGUGGUAUGAGGGAUGGUGGCUUUGGUGGACGUGGUGGAAUGAGGGAUGGUGGCUUCGGUGGACGCGGUGGUACAAGAGAUGGUGGUUUUGGUGGGCGCGGCGAUAUUAGGGAUGGUGGCUUUGGUGGCCCUGGAGGUAGAGGUGACCCAUUUUCUGGACGUGGAAACAGAGGACGCGGAUUUGGUGGUCCUGCUGGUGGUCAAGGAGGUUGGGGCAGGAAUGAAAGAAGCCUGCAUGAUCAAAAUAAUAGUUUUGAUGGGAGAGGACGUGGUCGUUAUCGUGGACGGGGACGGUUUGAUAACAGAAGAGGUACUGCUGAUAGGAGUGGUGGCAGGAGCUAUAGCCGAAGUCCUGAUAUGGUUCGGACAUGGCGCCAUAGCCGUAGUCGAAGCCGCAGUCGUAGUUGGAGUAGGAGCCGAAGUAGAAGCAGGAGCUGGUCACGUGGCCGUAGCUACAGCCGUAGCCCUCGUCGAAGCUACAGCUGUAGUCCUGGUCGAGGCAGAAGCCAUAGCCAUGGUCGCCGCAGUCGAAGCCGUAGCCUCAGCUAUGACAGAUAUGAGAAGCCAAACGAACAGAAUGCCGAGCGGAAGGGUGUUGUAAAGCGGGCAUUUGACUCUCCUGUCUCCUACGAACAGAACUUAGAGCAGAAGGAUGUUGCAAAGCGAGCAUUUGAUUCUCCUCCUUCCCACGAACAGAACACUGAGCAGAAGGAUGUUGCAAAGCAAGCAUUUGAUUCUCCCCCUGUUUCCACCAUGUCUCCUGGCGGACAGGGCACUUCAGUGUUUGAAAAUAGUUCUGUACAACCAUUACAAACUGCUGAAAGUGCUGAGGUGCCUCGAGGAGAAGUGGGUGCAGGCCAAGUGCAUCAGUCGAUGACCGAGACCUAAUCUUGUUUUUGCAGCUACGCAUUUAGUUGACCCCGACUAAUGGUGGUGCCCGCUUCCUUCAGCGACGAUGCAGAUAAUGUUUUCUUAGAUCUGAUUCAGAACGGUGAAAAUAAUAAUCAAACCAGCCGCGGCGUUACAUGAUCCGCUGCUGCUUUUGGGAGAUUCUGUUUUAGGAGCACCAAACAAUAUAGAUAUUUAAGUAUGGUACCCUAUUCUCUUGAAGACUUUAAUGUUGAUGCAGUAUCAUGUUGUUGGAUGAACUGCCAUGCUUAUUCAUUUGCAUUGGAUUUGUUUAACGGCAUCAUGGAUUUAUAUUUGUAGGAGAAUAUUUUGAAAAUUAUUGUUUCUCAUAAUAUAAACCAAGCAACUUGAACUAA